Messenger RNA from Neohortaea acidophila, 387 nucleotides. Its product is annotated as Endoribonuclease L-PSP/chorismate mutase-like protein. Bases 1 to 387 code for a protein of 128 amino acids. Gene Ontology annotation, molecular function: deaminase activity. Lineage: Eukaryota; Fungi; Ascomycota; Dothideomycetes; Mycosphaerellales; Teratosphaeriaceae. The transcript is spliced from 4 exons. The record is from RefSeq and is a predicted model, not a curated record. Gene Ontology annotation, cellular component: cytosol; mitochondrion.
AUGGCCGAGCGAGAAGCAAUCGUCUCCCCCGAUGUGGCAAUGCCCGUCAAAGACAUCUUCCCUCACGCCGUCAAAGCAGCUGGCCUCGUCUUCGUCUCGGGCUCCAUCGGCAUGGACAAGGACGGCAGUAUCGUCCCGGGCGGAAUACAAGAGCGCACCCAUCAAGUUAUCCAAAACUUCAAGAAUGUCCUUGAAGCCGCCGGCUCUAGCUUGGACAAGAUUGUCAAGCUCAACGUCUUCAUUGCCGACAUGAACGACUUCUCCGCCAUGAAUGAGGCGUAUAAGCAGCACUUCAAGGCGCCCAAUCUGCCAUGCAGGACGUGCGUCGCUGUGAAAACGUUGCCUUUCAAUACCGAUGUCGAGAUGGAAUGUACGGCGUUGGCAUGA